UGAAUAGAGUAGUGCAGUGAACAGGAGCGAAGCUAGGCUCCGUCCGUGUACAUACCCAAGUGAAACGAAACAAGUACGCGAAGCGAUUAUCGCUACACAAGUGUAAUUAAAUAAAGCACGUUCUGCGUGUAAUGUGCAUGCAUUUAGGUAGAUAGAUGUGUCUACGCACAUUUUCCCCCGAGUUAUCACAACCGUUAUCAUCUUCCUUUCCCAACAAAACCCGGAUAACACAACGUACCCAAGUGUCUUCAGCCCAGUGGAUGUAACUCCUCUGUGCGAUUUGUCAGUGGAAGGCCCAAGGCACGCCAAACGUAACGUCUUAAAAGUUCAAAAAGUUUAAGCUGAGCUUUCAAAGAGCUUAGUCCACAAAUAGCUGAGCUUUUCUUUUUAAAAAGUAGUGCGCGGGAAAAAACGUAGUUUUUUUGUUAACGAGGAGGCAGGCGGGAUUCGGGAGUGAAAUGUCGCGAUCAGAACGGGAUGUGAAUAUCUGGUGUGGCGUGUAAAAAUUUAGUGUGUACGAUGUGGUGUCCGAAAAAAGUCUUCCUCCUCCUCGUUGCCGCUGCUAGUGGUGAAUCUUGCAGUUUUUGCUGCAGCCCAAUAUUACGGGGUCAGCAAUUUCAAGGCAGUGAUUAGUGGUGUGGUUUCAAAAAGGGAAGUGGGAAAAGAAAAAUAUUCGUAAAAUAAAGAGGGAAAUUGAGAUUGAAAGAGGUGUUUUGGCACCUGGGGAGUCGAGGAACAAGAGUAACGGUCGCUCGCUCGGAAGCGAGCGUUACUGGCUCUGCCUCAUGGCGAGAUAUUUUGUGAUUUGAUUAUUUGAGGAGUAAUUCUUAUUGGGAGAGAAGUUCGAUUGAUUGUGCAGUGAUGGUUUUGUGAAGUGAAGUGAGGAUAAUCGGGCGAGUUGUGUGUCGUUGUACAGUGCCGCCAAACGAUACCACAACAUCCGAUCCCAAAUGAAGAGUUCGGAGCAAAAUGGUUAGAGAGACACGUCACCUGUGGGUUGGAAAUCUGCCGGAAAACAUCCGUGAGGAUCGCAUAAGAGAGCACUUCAAACGUUAUGGACGCGUGCAGAGCGUCAAGCUGCUGCCGCGGGGCGAGGAAUGCCCCGUGGACGGAGGUUCCCUGGCGGAGGGGAACGAGGGUGGUUCCGGGGCUGGAGGCGGUGGUAGCGUCGGCGGAGGCUCGACGAGUACCGGGGGUGCAUCGGCAACGGUGGCGUUCAUGGAUAUCAAGUCCGCAGCGAAGGCCCACGCGACUGAACACACCUUGGACGAAAGAGCCCUCACCACCCAGUACUACGAACCCCAGCAUCUCCAACACAGGUUUCCCACACACGGAAGUUCGGAGGAUCAUGGAUCCAGCGGAGGUGGAGGAGGAGGCGUCGGAGGAGGAGAAAGAGGUGAGGGUUUUGAGUCGAGAGGAUCGCACGGUAGCUUCUACAGUAGCGACAGCAGGAGCAACCGCGUGGGCGGCGGCGUUGGCGUUGUCGUGGGCCACCAGGUCGAUCCGACUUCCGGCGAGUCGGUCGGUUACAUACCCCGCAUACGCCCGCCACCAGGUAGCGGUUAUCACGUGACGCCGCCGAGGGCGAGGGAUCGGCUUUACCCGCGAACGGGUCCGUAUUCCAGCGGGCCGCCACCCCCGCCCCACAUAGACCGCCACCGCAGUAGCCUGCAACCCUCGUCCUGGACGAGUUACGAAUCGGCCAGUUCGAGGUACGGAUCUGGCCCACCUCCACCAUCGCCAGCGACAACGGAUUCUUAUCCCGACGAACCAGGGAAUGGUAUUGGUGGCAACAGUGGUAGUGGUUUAAAACAACACAAGAAACAGAGGAGAAAAUCGAGAAGUAGCAGCAGUUCGCCGAGUGGAAGCAGCAGGUCGGGUAGCUCUAGUAGUAGUAGAAGUGGUAGCUCUGGUGCCAGUUCCACUGGUAGUAGUUCGCCUGGAAGUUCUCCACAUCGUACCGGAAAUGCUAAUUCCCCGGACGACCGGAGGCCACACGCGAUAUGCGUGCGGAAUUUGCCGGCGCGUAGCAGCGACACCUCACUCAAGGAUGGGUUGUUUCAUGAGUACAAGAAGCAUGGAAAAGUCACCUGGGUAAAGGUCGUCGGCGCUGCGGGUGAUAGGUAUGCCCUGGUUUGCUUCAAGAAACCUGAGGACGUGGAAAAGGCACUUGAAGUGUCACAUGACAAGUUGUUCUUCGGCUGCAAGAUCGAAGUAGCUCCUUACCAGGGUUACGACGUCGAGGACAAUGAGUUUCGACCCUAUGAGGCUGAGUUGGAUGAGUACCAUCCGAAGGCGACGAGGACACUGUUUAUUGGAAAUCUUGAGAAGGACGUUACCGCGUCAGAACUCAGGAAACAUUUCGAGCCCUUUGGAGAAAUAAUCUCGGAUUUAUCUGUGCAGGAAAUUGAUAUUAAGAAACAGGGAGCAGUGACGAGCUACGCCUUCUGUCAGUAUUCGGAUAUCAGCAGCGUCGUCAAGGCGAUGCGAUCGAUGGAUGGAGAACACCUGGGCUCGAAUCGGAUCAAACUCGGAUUCGGAAAGUCAAUGCCCACGUCCUGCGUCUGGGUCGAUGGCAUCGGAGAGUGCGUUUCAGAGAAGUACAUCAACAUGCAGUUUCAUCAGUAUGGGUCAAUCACACAAGUGGUUGUUGACAGGGAGCGAGGGCAUGCUUUAGUUUUUUUCGAGCAGAUCAGCUGUGCUCAGACUGCAGUGAAAGAAAUGAGAGGGGCAACACUUCGGGGACGUCGUUUACAAGUGGACUUUGCCUCGAGGGAGUGCCAGGAAACGUUUUACGAACAUCUAGAACGUCAGGGGUUUGCAGGCGAAAAACCUUGGGACACAAGGCCAACUCCGGCUGCUACUUUCGACGUAACAAGGGAACGGCCUUUCGAGCCAGCUGUGACUGUUCCAAACGCUGGAAGCAGAUUUACUCGGUACGAGACACCACCGAGAGCGAGGGCAGCGAGUUACAGUCGAACUCCAGGAGGCGGAAGCACACCUGGAGCGAGUCCAGCUCACCCGACGGCGAUUUCCAGAACGAGCAGGCGAUCGUAUCAAGAUCCAUAUUACGAAAGCGACUUUGGCGAGCCAACGCCGAGGAGAUUCCGAAGCUACGACGAAUUCAGUCAAGGCAGCGGUGCGAGUCACGACGACUACGAUGGUGCAGUGAUCGGCGAAAGCAAGGUGAAUGAUGAAGACUGUCCAUCUUUAUCUCGAAGGCAUACUAUCCAGAGCGUCGUCACAAGUGUUGAUCCACCGGUGCCUCCGCCUCCUUUAUUACCUCCGCCUGAUAUCAGGCAUCUUCAGAAGGAGCGGGUGCACCUAUUGGAACAACUCGAGGAGUGUCACAGCAGUGGUGACGAAGUCGUUUUCGCACCGAAGAAAAGGCCGAAGCUCGAUGGAGCGGCGUCGAUACUUUGUGACGACGACGAACCGGAGAUUGCUUCGUUGCUUGUUACCUCGCAUUCCGGGAGAAAAGGGAUGGAAGUGAGGAGGGUUAGUGACAGCAAGGUGAUGGUGCAUCACGGGUCAAGGAGAGGUAGCUGCGAGGGAAGGGGUCCUGGACCUUGUAAACGACGAAGAGAUGCCACAAGACAUCACGAUCCGCACGAGGUUUCCAGGCCAGGAACGCCGCUCGUUGACGAGAGACCGGACGACGGGCCAACCGAGCCUCGAACGUUUCGAGAGAGAAUUCACGGCGGUCCUCUCUCCUUGCCCCUUCCGAGGUUCGCCUCGCAGGUAAUGAACAACAACAACACGAGUAACAGCAACAACAACAGCAGUGGCAGUUCGAGGUCGACUCACGUUACUCUAGCCAAAAUCGCCAGUCCACCUUGUGCCUCGAGCCUACCAUCAACAAGUCCUAGAAUGGCACCUCAGCCUCCAGCUUCGCCUCCACCUCGACAUCCUAGUCCGAGUCCCACCAGCUCCGACAGCGAGACAGCAUCUCAAUCCCCGAGCCUCGAGGAAAGGAUAAAAUCUCUGAAUGAGAAGUAUGAAAAAUGGUCUGGUUCUCGAGCUAUCAGCGCCGCUGGUGGCGACGCUCUUGCCAAACUAGAUGCCUCUGCCUCGGAACGUUUUAGAUUUCGACACAAACUCCUUGAUCUUGAUCUCCACGAGGUCCAACCCUCUGACAUCGUGAAAUCUGUCCUCGCGAAGAGGAGCGUUUUCGACGAGGAUUCGAAACGUUUAGAGAACUUCAAUGAGAAGUACGAGCCUCGAGAGUUCACGGGCGUGAUAGGCGUGAGCUCUAUGAUCGGUAGCACCGGAAGUCUUGCGGGUGUGGGUUGUACCAGCAAGGUCUGUCUGCAGUAUCCAUUUCCUAGUCAUCCACCGGUGCAGACUGCCUCGUCUAGCAGUCUGACGACCACAGCAACGACGCCAACGCCGACGCUCAAAAGUGACCCGAGAACGGCGACACCCCACAGCUGUGUGCAUCCGAGUCCAACAACUCCUGUCACGCCCGGCACGUCGAUCAAGACAGUCAGUCCGGAAUUGCCACCAGUUUCACUACCAAUCACGGCCCUGGUUAGUGCGACGGCAGCGAGUAGUAGCAGCAGCAGUAGUAGUGGUUUAGUAUCAGCAACUUUAGCUUCAGCAAAUUUAGCAUCAGCGAAUAGUCUUCUUAGUAGCAACGGUAGUGUAGGAAAUUUAAAUAGCGUUCAUUCCCAGAGCGCUCUGACGAGUCGGACAAUCAUCAAUCCUGUUGUCACUUGCCCUGUGACGAUAACGGGAUCGACGACCUCGACGAUAAAUAGCACGACGAUGGCGACUGCCACGACGACGACAGUCGCGAUCUCAACGGCAUCGACCUUAGCGUUUAACGUGAGUCAUCAACCUUCCACACCUUCGUCUACCUCGUUAUCAACUUUAUCUUCCUCCUCUUCCUCGUCGUCUUCUUCGUCUUCCUCCUCUGAGGUUCCAAGAGCCAAAUUGAGAAAGGAGGCUGUGAAUAGUAGGGAAAGUCGUGACUCCAGGGACAGUAAAGAUUCCAGAGACGGUAAAGACUCCAGGGACGGUAAAGACUCCAGGGAUGGUAAAGAUACCAGGCAUGGAAAAAAGGAAGCUAGGAAAGCGAAGAAAGAGGAGUCGGAGGAUAAGAGUCGGAAGGAGGAGAAAGAAGAGAAGCCGAAUGUGGUCGAGAGGGUAGAGACUGAGAAGGAGGUGAAGGAGAUGAAGGAAGUUAAAGAGACCAAAUAUGAGAGGAAAGAAAGAGAGGAGAAAGAGAGGCGAGAGAAGGAAGACAAGGAGAAGCAGGAGCGGAGAGAAAAGGAAGAAAGGGAUCGACAGGAGAGGAAAGAAAGAGAAGAGAGGGAAAGGCGCGAGAAAGAUGAGGAAAGAAGAGAACGAGAAAGGCUAGAAAAGGAGAGGCAGGAGAAGGAGCAAAAAGAAAGGGAAGAGCGAGAGCGAAAGGAAAAAGAAGAGAUCGAACUGCGAGAAAGGAAAGAGAAAGAAAGGAAAGAACGAGAAGAGAAAGAGAGGCAAGAAAGGAAAGAAAGAGAAGAACGGGAGAGACGAGAACGGGAGCGGGAACGAGAGGAGAGAGAAAAGAAGGAAAAAGAGCAGCGACUAGAGCGUGAAAAGCAGGAAAAGGAAAGACUUAGGAAAGAAAGAGAAGAGCAAGAAAGGCGAGAGAAGGACGAGCGGGAGAGGCUGGAAAGGGAAAAGAGACGAGAAGAAAAAGAAAAGCUCGAAAAGGAGAGGAAGCGAGAAAGGGAGGAGAAAGAGCGAUUGGAAAGAGAGAGGAGAAAAGAGAAGGAAGAGCGGGAAAGACAGGAGAAGGAGAAGCGUGAAAAAGAGGAAAAGGAGAGGCUUGAAAAGGAGAAGAGGAGAGAAAGAGAAGAUCAGGAAAGGAGGGAAAGGGAAAAAGUCGAACGCGAGAAGAGGAAAGACAGAGAAGAGAAGGAAAAAGAAAAGGAGAAGAAAGAGCGGGAAGAAAAGAGAGAUCGAGAUGAAAAACGAGAACGAGAAGAAAAGAGAGAUAGAGAGGAAAAAAGAGAUCGAGAGGAAAAGAGAGAUCGAGAAGAGACUAGAAGACCGAUUGAAAAUCACAUUCAUCAGUCUGUUCCUCCUGCUCCUGUACAAAGUCCCGCUCCAGUUGCUAUCAAACGGCGCUGUUCUUCCCAGGAUACUCCUGUCGAAGACGACGCUAAGCGCAUGAAAAUUUCUGAUCACAGAAGAGACAGCAAAGACCGAUCUAGACAAAACAGGAGGUCCGAAGAUCGAAAACAUCGGAACGAUUCUCAUCGAUCUAGUCGAGAAAGUAGAGAUAGCAGGGAAAGUAAAGACUCACCUGGUCAAGAAUGUAGAGAUAGUGUUCAAAGUUCCUGCGAUCUUACGAAAGAGUUGAGCCGAGAAGGAAAAGAAAAUAAUCGUGAUUCAAGUGGGAAGGAGAAGCAACGUAGCAAAAAGAAUCGUUCGGAAAGAUCGGAGAAGGAGUUUAGAGAAAGGAGUUCCAUUUCUCAAGAGCCUGACAAAGAUUUCCUGGCGAGGCUUGAGUUGGCGAAGAGGAACGAUCCGAAUAUCCUAAGCGAUCAAGUCAUGAUGGUCCAUCACGUGAAGGAGAUGCAACAUCAUCAUGAGCAUCAGCAGAACAUGCAUAGCGAUUUGGAUGAAGGAGCUUUGUCCACUCACGAGAUGCAAGGAAUGCGACAUCCUUCUGCCACCGAUACUGAUAGUGAUGAACCUAAAAAGCAUUCGAUCUUUGACAUUGUCGAUGACGGGCCUGCGUAUAUAAGUAUGUACGAUAAGGUGAAAGCCAGGUCGACCAAAAACAUGCAAAAACUCGAGGAGGAGAAACGCCAGGUGCGACUAAAAGACAAGUUUUCUCAGCUGAAGCAAAGUCGAGCGAGACGAGAGGAAAAGAAGCAGAGCACAUCCUGGGAUGGAGAUUCUGUGAGCAGCAAAGCCCUCACCGAGGACGAAGGCACGUCAGAGUCUGAUUCCGCGAGAGCAAAAUCACUUUCGAGAAAGGGUUCUCGAUCACGCAUCCAUUCGGAUACAAGCGAGGAGGAUGAGUCCUUCAAUAAACACACCAUUGUCAAGACCGAGAGGUUUCAUGAAAGCGAUGUUGAUCUUGGGUUUGCUGAUUCGGAGGAGAAACAUAAUCCUAUGGAAUCGGCGAAAACUAGCGUGAUGGUGAACAAUAUUAGGGUUACGAUAAAGGAAGAACCGAGGACAUCUGAUGAAGAGGAAAGGAUGUCUUUCUCUGCGAACCAUCCAGUGGCGAACAAUCAUGAAAGGGACUUGCGCAAGAAGUCGCACAAAAAGAAGCAGAAGCGACAGAAAAACUCGAUGAGCAGUGAGGAAGGCAUAAAACUGGAACCGCCCGAUAGUAUGGAGCAUAAGAAUAUCAAGCUCAAUGCAACUGGUACAAAUCUUGAUUGUCGUGUUAAUCAUUCGCCCGAGUCGACCAAUACUACAAUCUCGACUAAAUCCCUCAACACUUCGCUUAUUGAUAAUGCUGAGGACAGGAUGCGGGCUGAUAAGAAACAGCGAAACAAGAAGGAAAAGCGCAGGGAGAGAAACAUAGAGGAAAAAACCAAAGCUAGGAGAAAGAGGCUCAAUAGACAAGAGGCGAGAGAUAGUCAAAGAAUGGAAGACAUAUUCGGUCCCCUUUCAGACGAUAUUGAUGAAACUCCAUCCAAUGCUUUCUUCAACAGGCUUGGGAGUAUUCCCAAUGAGAACAACGUUUGCCAUUCCGAUAGUGAUGGGAACCGGAGUCCAGAUGUUGAAAGAGUCAGAAGAAAAUCGGAAAAGAAGCGGCGACAUCAACCUCAGGACGAAAACAGUGUCGACCUUGCGGAGGCUGGACGGGAAAUCGAAGCCAAGCUUCUUGGUUUGCCAAAUUCUCCAAAAUCUGCCAUUUGCGCUGAGUCUGCCGAUCACGACGUCUUCCGAUUCACGGAUGAUAAUGACAGUGUCGAACAUACAACUCCGAGCACAGUUCCUGAAAAGAUCAAGGAGAAGAAGAAGAAGAGAAAAAAAUCGAAAGAGGAGCGAGGGCGCAAGGACUGUCACCACCACCAUCAUCACCAUCACCAUCAUCAUGAUAAAGGUGGAGCCUUGCCCUAUCUUGGAGCAGAAUCGAGUCCUCCUAGAGCGAGUAGUCCUAUCCUUUCGAAAGAGAUGUCGCCCACUCUUCCGCCGUCCAGAGAAUCAAUGCCAAGUCCAAUACCCAAAAUCUCCCCGACCAUUACCAAUAUUUCUCCACCACUACCGACCAAUCAAAUUCAAAAAGAGUUGAAACACGAGAAAAAGAAGGAGAAGUUCAUUCCAGGUUUUGGUAUCGAGAUUGAUGAAACUAUGCAUGAGAAUGCUGUCAAGAGUAUUUCUGAACCCGAGACAAUAGAUGCGAGCAAUCAGUCUCGAAACAGCAGAGAGGAAACAGAAGUGCCAGCACCAGCUUCUCCGCCAUCGCAACCUGAAGACAAACCUCGAGUUGCUAUUUCACAAGAAGAAACCGAAGUUGCAGUUGCUGCUCUCAUGGCUGAGAACUUUGGGGGACCUCCCGAGGAUUAUUCCUAUGAAUGUGAGGAAGAAGAAACUGAGGCUGAUUCUUCCAACGGUCCACCACCUGAGGCUCCUCAAGAAGACGUCGAGGAAAUGCAGCAAGCCGUUGAGAGCUUGAAUGCUUCUGCUGUUGGAGAAGCUGAAGUAGAUCUGAAACCAGACACCCCUCAGAGCGAACACGAUCUGCAGAUUGAUACUGACACUGAAGAGGAUCCAAACUACGAGAGCUUUGAUCUCACUCAACCACCAAAGACGCCAGACAUUCCAUCUUUCUACAAGGCGCCUGCAAAGAAUCCGACAAGUUUGGAAAAACCUCACGAAAGUCAAUUACCACCCAGCUCAAAUAUCUCUGUAGUCAAGCCUUCGAGUCCUCCUGGUGUAAUCUCACAUGCGUGGGCGGUGAACGAACUUAAGACACGAGAAGUUGCUAAAGUCGCUCCGCAAGUUGCUGCUCAGGUCGAGCCUCUGAAACCAAAUCUGGAUGCUAACGAGCCUGAAAGACCAUCUCAAAAUUUGCCACAGAGUUUGUCUCAAAAUUUGCCACAGAGUUUGUCUCAAAAUUUGCCACAAAGUUUGUCUCAAACUUUACCACAAGGUUUGUCUCAAUCUUUACCACAAACUUUCCCUCAGCCAUUGUCUCAACCUUUGGUGUCACCUGCAAUUCAGUCUCGAAGGACAUCCACAUCUCCCACACCACCACCUCAGUACAAACCAGCACCCUGCGCAGUUCCAGUUUUAAACCAAGUUUCGAGGAUUCCGGCAGUGAGCCCAAGACCAACACCUAUAGGAUAUCAGCCUCUCCAUCAAAGACUCCCUGUCACUCCACAGAGUCAGAUGGUUCCUUUGAGACAAGUUGCACCCAGAAUGCAGAAUGUUCCUGCUUCUUGUUCCGCCAACUUGGCACCUUUACCACCCUUGGUUCCAUCAAGAAUGCCACCUCUCAUCUCAGCACAAUUGUCUCCUAGGGUGUCGCAACCUCUCUCACCAAAUGGUCAAUGGUCUCGUAACCCAGUUAUGACUCCUCACGUUCCAACCGGAGGCAAACCUUCACCUCCACCAGUCAGGAUUCCAGUCAGCGUUCCUAUUACUGCUCACAAACCAGACACUCCAGCGCAACACAUCUAUUCCACAGCAGCUAGUCAGCAACCAGUUAUUCAACACGCUCCUGGAAUGCGAGCAUUGGCUCCAAAUUACCCGCGUGGAGGUCUGCCACCUUUAACGUUGAACAUACCACCGAGACCUUACAUGCCUAAUGUUCCACCUCUAACCCCUGGAUGUCAAGUUAAGAGGGACGCAAACUUGGUUGGGAAAUCCGUUAUAGAAACAUUGAUUGCCGUGAAUCCUAACGAACCUCAGAGACAUGACGAGCCUAAAUUGUCUCCUGCAGUUCUUCCUGAAUCUACGAACAAGGCUUCUACCUCUCCAAAGGUUCCCUCGCCUAACCAACCUCCAACAUACAUACCCGAGACUGCGAAAAUCGAUAUCAGCGCCAGUACGUCCAGUCCCAUCUUUGGAAAACCUUUGUCUUUGGAGACUACGAUGCUUUCUCCUCGACAGAAACAACAUCCUGAUAGUGCCUUGAUUUCGCCCAGGCAAAAACAAGACAUGUCGAAUCUUCAGCUUCUGACAACUCAUAUACCAAGGGCUUCAACACCCAGUCCUGUUAUUGUUUCUCAUUGCCAACAUCUAGUCCAUAAGACUGUCCACCCGUUGGGUCCGCCUGUAUCUACGCCCAAUCAAUCACUAAUCAAGACUGUGGUGCCUAUCUCUCAUCCCACUGAGAAGUUGGAAUAUCAAAAGAUGAACGAGCAGAAAUUUGAACAUAAGUUCACUGAACAGAAGUUUGAACAGAAAUUUGGAGAUCAGAAGCAGAUUCCUCAGGGGAUCUUGCUUGGGAAGUCUCCUCAUGUUUCGCAUGUUCCCCUUGUUACCACUGUGACGCAAACAAUCGUCUCAAGAGUUGUGACUUCGAUUGCUCCAUCUUUGUCGAAGGAUGUUAAGGAGAUUAAUGAGGUGAAAGAUUUCCAAGGAUAUAAGGAAAUUCGAGAGUCCAAGCCGACUGUAGAGAAGGCUGAUCAAGAUUCUGAAGUUCAACCUAUGCUGCUUACACCUCCUGUUCCACCGACUACGUCUAUCGAAGUCAAGGAAGAUCGACAAAUCGAGGUUCCAAAAGUAGAAGAGGUUCCUAAAAUAAAGGAGGCAGAAAUAGUUGAGAAAAAGGAUAUUGUGAAGCAAGAAACAAAAGAGGAGCCUGUGAUUAAGCAAGAACUAAAAGAAGAAAAAGAGGUGGAGGAGAAGAAGGAAGUUGUAAAAGAAGAUCUUACAAAAGGAUCUGAAGAAAUUCUUGCUAAGGAAAUACCUAAAGAAAUUCCUGUCAAGGAACUGCCUAAAGAGCAUUUAAUAAAGGAACCUAAAAAACAUCUUGUAAAGGAAAAUCCUAAAGAACAUCCUGCGAAGGAAAUUGCUAAAGAAUAUCUUGAAAAGGAACUACCCACCGAGCAACUUGUAAAGGAACAUCUGGCAGAAGAUUUACCGAAGGAUCCAACAAAAGUUUUGCCCAAGGAAAUCAAAGAACCCAUAAAGGAAGAAGUAGAGGUAGAUGAAGAUUCAACAGAUCUCAAGGAACCAAGUACAGAUCCUCUCGCUCUUGACAUUGCUAAAGAGGAUCCCACCGAUAGUAAAGAGGACAGCGAUUAUUGGUCAGCAAAGGAAGUAAAUAUCGAUAGUGUAAUAAAGAAAGUUGAAGCACUCUGUGGGGGCGAAGAGAAUGAAGUCGAUGAGGAAGUUGAACAUCAUGACACAUCUGUUCUUCACGAGACAAGCAAAAGUGAGGGAGAUUUCUGGUUCGAUUCAGAAUCUAUGGAAGGAGACAGCAAGAAGAGCUUCUCCAACGAUGAUCAAGACGAGGGGGUUGAGACCUGCGAAAUUGAAACUAAAUCCCGCCGUGGAAGGUCAAAAUCGAAGAGAGGACGUGGUGGAGUCACUACCAGAAGAGGUGCGAAGGCAACAGCUGGUAAUAAACGAGGAGGCAGAACUGCAAGAGGUGGGAAACAUUAUACAGAGAAGAAUAAACCAGCUGAUGUCUACGAAUUUCAUGACGAUAGUGAAGAGGAUAAUGCUGGUCGCCCAAGAUUGAUCCUGACGAUUAAAUCCCCUGGUCCGAAUGCAAUUGGAUCUAAUGCUCAACCUGCUACUCCAGUCGCUGCUGUGAAAGAAGUUCCUGCUGCGGAGUUUGUCUCCCCGACAAUUAACACCAGGAAGUCCAGAAGGUUAGCAGAAAAGGAUGGUAGUAGAACGACUGUUGACGAGAUAAUCGAAGACGUUAUUCGUGGGGCGGCGAAUAAAGGUCUGGCUGCAACUAGAAGAAGCACGAGACAAAACAACUUUAAGGGUCUUAAUCAGCUUGUACCACCAGCGGAACCUAAAAAGUCGACGAGAGGCAGGAAGGGGAGAAGAACAUCUGAGAAUGUGGACGAUGUUAGUGAAGAAAAGAAAGAAGCACCCGCUCCAAAGGAGGAAGUUGAGAAGACCGAUGAGUUUAAGGUUAAGGUUAAGGUUAAGGAUGUACAGAAAGUAAUUCCAGGACCAGUGACACAAAAACCAGCUUCGCUCGAACCUAUGACGCUGAUUGAUCCUGUUACGGGAUUGCUGAUUCCGAUGAGAGAGUCUGAGGAAGGACAAUACAUUCCUGUUUCCACAGCAAGUCAGGCUCUUCAGAACACUUCGAAAAUCACAGUCGAGUCGAGAACUGGAUCCACUUGUGUCAUCAGUUCUGCCGGUUCUGACAAGGCAAGUUCAGUGGUAGAGGCGAACCCUAUUCUGAAGCCAGAACAUCCCGAAGAAGUUAAACCAGCAAUGAAGACGGAAACUUCUCCAAAAACUAAGGCACAUUUUCCUCCAUCUCAGGCUCAAGCUACAGUUAUUACCAAGCCGACUUCGCCUACCACUCAAAUCCCAACAUCAGUAGUCGUUCCAACUCCAAGCACGACACCGAUUACAAUCGUUCCAACUUCCCCGCUUGUUGCCACUCCAUCUUCUUGUUCAGCACAAGCAAAACCACACACUUUGAAGGCUCACGUUUUGAACGCGAGCAAGCUCGUGAAUCCGGUCCAGCCUUUGCAACACCCCAUCAUUCUGAAUAAAGCUGUUCCAAGUUUGCCCAGCCAGACAAUCGUGCAGAAUAUUGCUAAGCCACCAGUUCAAGCUGUCCAGAGUCUUCAUUUGCAAAUUCCGAGCAACAGAGUGGCUUCGCCUAGCUUGAGUCCUCAUGCAAAACUUGUUCAGCCUUUGAAUGCAGCGAAUGGAAAACAAGGACAGCCGUUGUCCCCAGUGCUUAAUAACGCUGUGAUUCCUCCAAAUCCGAAGCAACAUCUUCUACAAGCAGCGAAACAACAUGCGCCGAAGAUUAUUAAUCUGCCGCAGAAGAUACCGAUUAAUGUGCAUCCGGGCACGAUGGCAGCGACACCUACGCAGAGGAUACACCCUGGAAUUUCUCAACCAUCUGCAUUGAAGGGAAUCAAUGGACAGCUACAUCCGCUCAACCCAAAAGCUCAUUUACUUCAGGCUGUUGUACCGCCGAUGAUGACUGGGGCCGUUGCGAGUCCACCAGCUCAACCUCAUCUUAUUGGGCCACAACCGGUCGUUACUGGCGCUACUUGUUCCAGAUCCGCGCCUUCUAAAACUCAGGUAUCUGGUACGAUGGAGCCUCCAAAAGUAGAAGUUUCCAUGUCUGGCUGUAUUAUGGUUCCUUCUCCAAGUCCUCAGCCUCGUAUUGUUCCAAUUUCCGCAUACGAAACGUCACUGCAUGGGAGUGCGGGUGCAGCUCCAUCGCCAGGGGGACAGUAUGGACUCGUCCCCCCUCAUCGCUCCCAAAGCCCUCCAUUGCCCCCACCUGCCCAUCAUCAUGCUAAUGCUUCUCAGGGCGACGUUGUCAAUCACUUUGGCAGUCUAUCAAGAGCCGGGGAACUGCCAUCCCAUUACAUUCAUCCACAUGCCUAUCAGUAUCAGUAUCUCCGAGCACAGCAAGAAGCUUUAACAGCUCCACGAAUUGCAUACCACGUCCCAGGAACAAGAUCCCCGCACUUGCCUCUGGAUUCAAAAUUGGAAGCUGGUGGGGAAGAAAGCCACAGUCCGCCUUUGGAGUUAAGACGCAACACCCGGACUCCUCACGACAGGACAACAGACAGUCCCCAGGUCGCCCAGGUCUACAUGCUUCACGGGAAUGCUCGCCUUCCUCCUCCGCCCCAGUACAACGCCGGAAGUACAGUGGCCGUUCAAAGAGCCUACUACGAUCCACCACCGGCUCAUAUUCGUUCCCAGUAUCCAAUGGCUGCAAGCGAAGCUCCAACUGAGAGAUCCAUCACACCUGACAGGUCCAGAAAGCAAUUAGUCACGACUCCACCUCAUGCGGCUCAAGUCCCACCUCAGUCCGAUUCUCUUCUCAUGUUGCUGCAAAGGUAUCCGGUCAUGUGGCAAGGAUUGUUGGCACUCAAGAACGAUCAGGCUGCUGUGCAAAUGCAUUUUGUCUUUGGAAAUCCCAAUGUCGCCAGGGAGAGUCUUCCUUGCAAUAGUGAUGGAUCCACUCCACCACUAAGGAUCGCCCAGAGAAUGAGGCUUGAACAAACUCAGGUCGAAGGAGUCGCGAGGAAGAUGCAGACUGAUAAUGAGCACUGCAUGCUGCUAGCACUUCCCUGUGGUCGUGACCAUCUGGAUGUUCUUCAGCAAAGUAAGAAUCUUCAAACUGGAUUUAUAACCUACCUCCAGCAGAAACAAGCUGCCGGAAUUGUCAAUAUCGCUGCACCUGGUUCACGACAGCCUGCCUACGUAGUGCACAUAUUUCCAGCUUGUGACUUUGCAAACGAAAAUCUAGCCCGGAUCGCUCCCGACCUUCUCCACCGAGUCGCGGAGCUCUCUCACUUGCUCAUCGUGAUCGCCACCGUCUGAGACAGAUUCGCAUUCUCCUGGAUUUUAAUCUUUUUAACAAUGUCUUCAUUUCGCGCAAACGGACGCUUCUCAAGUGGCAUGAAGCCUGGAGUGUCUUAGCGGAUGGACAACAGAAAAUGUAUCGGAUUCAAACGACACGAGAGUCCAAAUUUCUCUCUUGUCAUCAGUUGCACCGUGACAAUCAGGCGGACGAACUGGCCGAAAGUCAGAUUCGCGUCGCGUCUCCAACCCACGAGAGAAAAAAUAUAUUUCCUUUAUAAUAAAAAAAAGAAAGUCGCGAAGAGAUUAGCGAAAUUCUCUUCUUCCGCGUGUCUCUUUGCUAAAAAAAAGGUGAGAAAUUGCUAAAGCCAAAGUGAAUUCGGAAACCAAAAGUGCUGUAAACUUUCGUUGGUGAUAGAAUUUAAUUUAUAAAAUUUAAACACUUUUGGUUUCCGAGGUUGGGUCUCUUUUUUUAACAUGUCAAGGAAUUGCACUUUUUCCAAUGCCGCGUUGAUUGAGAAGAAUUUCUUGUUGAGGAGCUAUUAAAUUGUAGAAUCUAGGAUUCGCAGUACUCGUGGGGAGGAACGCAAACGCGCCUAACCUGGACCUAGUAGAUUCCUGAAAGAAACCACACAUUCACACAAACUUUACCCUCUACACAUGAGCUAAAUAUUAAGGCAUAGUCGUUAAUACUGUACCAAUUUAAGCGAGCCGGCAAAGGCAUAACUACUGUGAUUUUAAUUAUUUAACGAUAUGUAUCGCAUACAAACAUAAGGAAGACCGUCUCUGGUCCGCGCGAUAUGUGAUGUGUUUUUGUAUAAUAUUACUCUAUAUAAAUACCUAUGUAUUAUAUUACUGUAUCGAUAGUCGCCGUCGCCGUUGCUGCUCUUGUUGAGAGAAGAUAGAGAGUAAAUUAAUCGAGACCUCCAGAAAUGAAACAGAAAUGAUAGAUAUUAAAGAAAGGGAAGAAUAUAAAGAAAAAUCGAGGACUACUACUUACGUAGCUUUAUCCCUAGUGUACCAUAAAUUCCCAUAGCAAGAUGUAAAAUAUUAUUCUAGCGCUAUGUACAUUAUCGGAAGAUUUGUAAUAUUCAUUAUUACUCUCGAUUCUUUAUUAUAGACAUUAUUGCUACGAUUAUAAUUAUAUAUUAAUUAUUAUUACUACUUCUAAUACCGAAUACUACGUUACUACUCUAUGCUACUACUAUACUACUACUACUAUCGAACCUACUACUACUACUACUACUACUACCACUACUACUACUACCACUACUACUACUACUACUACUACUACUACUACUACUACUACCACUGCUAAUAAUUAUCAUUAACGUUGUUACACAGGCUAGUUAGAACCGUACUGAGCGUUGAAUAUACUGAUAGCUCCGUGUUAAAUCACCCUAUCUCGGAGUCUACCUCUAAAACGACCACUCUAACGUUGGUCGUGUAAACUAUCUAGUUUGCUUUUACAGUUGUCCCUUCGUUUUUCGUACGUAUAGGCAGCUACUAAUACUAUCUAAUUUAGUUUAUUAUUUACAUUUAUUUUCAGUUUGUUUAAUUCAAAAGAUCAGAAAAGAAUGACAAUUAAUUGUAAAUAAUAUACUGAACUAGAGAAUAUCAGUCAUUAGACCUAUCUGCUGUUUGAUUUGGAAUUGAAUACCGCGCAUGUAUACUGAAACGAGGGGCCAGCGCAGCGCCAAAGUAGUUAGUUUCGACAACCAAUUACUCCAGAGUGGUUGUUUUAGACAUCUUAGGUUCUUUUUACAUGGAGGUAUCGAACUACGAUUAAAAAAAAAAGAAAUUAGAAGGGGCUUAAAGCUGUCGUGCCAGAGGGUACGACUGAUCUCAUUGAACGUUGACGCCACCCCUCGAUACACUUCCAUCCUAUUACUUCUACGGAACCCCGCGCAUUAUAGUCUCUUUAGAAUCGUGUCCAAGGUUAUAAUGCGCUUACGUGUAUAGACAAGAAAUUAACAUUAUAUCACACAAAGCCGUGAAAAAAUACGAGUAAAGAUAAGUAAUGAGUUAUUUACAAUACUAUCGCUGACGCGCAUAGGUUGCGCUCGCCUCUAGUGAGUAACAUUAUGUAAAAAAAUAGGAACCGAGAGAGCGUUCAGCUAGUUAACUGCUCGGAUAUUAUUUGAUAUUCACAAUCGAGGACAUAAAUCGGCAUAAUUUACGUUUUUCUUUUUUUUUCUUUUAUUUAAAAUUUGUCUCAAAUAGAACACUUGGGAUUAUUUAAAAUGAAUGUAUAUUUAUCUUCUUUUGACUGUGAUUUUAUUGUAGGAAGGGCGUCUUUGUGUGUGGUAUAAUUUCCAAAUGAAUACGAAAUUUUCGAAUUUCAAACACUCUCUCGAUUUCUUGCUAAUCAAUAAUUUAAGGCAGCGCAGAUACUCGUUGAGCGUGUGCAUGUACAGUGUAAAAGAUGCGGUGUGCAUAUGUACAGUGUAGAAGUAAAAAUUGAGCGAGCGAAAUAAUGAAAAAAAAAACAUAUAUUAGAGUUACGAGUUAAGUAUAUAUCGGACGUCCUCGACGUGUAAAUUGUGCGGAAUUUUUUCAACUUCUAUUUAAUUUUGUUAGGGUUUUUGUUUUCUUUUUUUUUCUCUUUUUUUUGCGGAUUAGGUAAUGAAGGAUCGGGCAUAAUAUACACGUCGAAGAGUCGAAAAAACCUAUCCUGUAAAAUAUCUGUGAAUAUUAUGAUUUAGUUUCUUCCUAUUCUAGGCUACUGGUAUAGAAAAGAUUAUGUUGUUCGCAUAAGGAAAAUGUACAGAUAUCACAUUUUUGUUUUGUGUUUUACUGUAGCUAUUGAUAAUUAUAUGGAUAUUAACGAUAAUAAUAACUAUGAUUAAAAAACUUAA
Molecule: messenger RNA, 17294 nt
Organism: Belonocnema kinseyi
Lineage: Eukaryota; Metazoa; Arthropoda; Insecta; Hymenoptera; Cynipidae
Product: protein split ends-like
Exons: 13
Coding region: 970-14457 (4495 amino acids)
Molecular function (GO): RNA binding
Source: RefSeq, a predicted model, not a curated record